Callithrix jacchus (white-tufted-ear marmoset) is the source of this 5809-nucleotide messenger RNA. The record is from RefSeq and is a predicted model, not a curated record. Lineage: Eukaryota; Metazoa; Chordata; Mammalia; Primates; Cebidae.
UCUUAGGAUAUGCUUACAAUUUUUAUAUUUUUAGUAGAGAUGGGGUUUUACUGUGUUGGUCAGGCCAGUCUCAAACUCAUGGCCUAAAGUGAUCCGCUUGCCUCAGCCUCCAAGAGUGCUGGGACUAUAGGUGUGAGCCACCACAUCGGGCCAACAUAUUUUAAUUUUGCAGCCUUGAAUAGUUAGAAUUGCCUUACAAAUAGACAUUCAACCAAUACAACAGAAUAUUAAGCCAAGACAUAAACAGUCAUCUUAUAUCAAGAGGGGAAAAGAGUCAAGUGAGGACUAUUUAAUAAAGGGUCUUGGAAUUAGUGGGUGAGUCAUCCAGAGAAUAAGAAUGUUGGAUUAAUACCACACUCUAUGUGUCUAUUUGGAUAAAUUCCAAAUGAAUCAAAUAUUUAAAUGUAAAAACUGUAAAGAUAAAAUUAAAGAAAACAUGAGCAAAUUUGUUAUUUUGGAGUCAGGAAAGCCUUUCUGAUUAAAAUGUGAAUAGGCAUAGAUGAAAAGAUAAACUACACAAAAGUAAACAUAAUUUUGCUAGGCAGAAAUCAUUGUAAACAAAGUUAAAAAGACAAAUAUUUGUGAUUCAUAUUACAAUCAAAGUACUAAUCUCCCAGAUACAAAGCACUUCUAGAAAUUGAUAAGAUUAAUAGCAAAAUGGGCAAAGAAUAUGAACAUAACAGUUCACAGAAAAGGAAGAACAAGUGGUUCUUAAAUAGAUGAAUACUGUUUAACCUCUUUUAUAUUAAGAUAAAAACAAUACACUGAAGGUACAAUUUUUUUUCACAUAUCAAGUUAACAAAAAUCUUAAGUUAUGUAAAACACGGUGUGGAGAGCCUAUCAUUAAGUAAGCAUUUAGUGUUGUUUGUGUUAGUAUAAAUUUAUAAACUCCUGUGGAGGGUAACUUGCCAGCAUAUAUCAGAAUUACAAAUACACAUCUUUUUUUAUUGAAGAAGUUCUAUGUUCAGUAGAAAUUACCUGAUUGCUUUAUUUUUAUUGAAGAAGUUCUGUGUUCAGUAGAAAUUACUGGCUGGCUUUAUUUGUACAUGUACAAAAUAACAUGAAGUACAACUUUUUUUUUUUUUUUGACAGAGUCUGGCUGUGUUGCCCAGGCUGGAGUGCCAUGGUACUAUCUUGGCUCACUGCACCCUCCACCUUCUGGGUUCAAGUGAUUCUUUUGGCCUGAGUAGCUGGGGUUAUAGGCACCCGCCACCACAUCCAGCUGAUUUAUGUAAUUUUAGUAGAGACUGGGUUUUGCCAUGUUUGCCAGACUGGUCUUGAACUCCCGAUCCCAAGUGAACUGCUUUCCUUGGCCUCCCAAAGUGCUGGAAUUACAGGCAUGAGCCACCGUGCCUGGCCUACAACCUUGUUUAUAGUGGCAAAACAUUAGAAACAACCUUAAUAUCUAUUUUUCGGGAAUUGGUUAAAUAAUUAUCCAUCCAAUUAAUAUAAUAUAAUGAUAACAUAAUUGUGAAAAGAAUGAAAUUCUGGCUGGGUGUAGUGGCUCACGCAUACAAUCCUAGCACUUUGGGAGGCCAAGGCUGGUGGAUCUUUUGAGCCCAGAAGUUUAAGACCAACCUGGGCAACAUGGUGAAAACCCCAUCUGUACUCAAAAUACAAAAAUUAGCUGGGCAUGGUGGUAUGCACUUACAGUCCCAGCUAUUUAGGAGGCUGAGGUGAGAGGAUCAUCUAAGCCCAGGAGUUUGAGGCUGCAGUGAGCUACGAUUGUGCCACUGCACUCCAAUCUGGAUGACAGAGUGAGACCCUCUCUAAAAAAAAUUGAUAUGGGAGAAUCUCUAAUAUACUUUAAGUAAAAAGAGCAAGGUGUAGAAAUCAAUGUAUAGAGAGCUACAUUUUGGGUUUUUUAAACAAGGAAAAAUAUACACUUGCAUUUGCUAUAAAUACACAAAAAACCUUGGAAGGAUAUAUACAACUAAUAACAUUGGUAACUCUUGGUGUAGAGGUGGGAAAAGAAGGGGUGAGAGUUAGGUUGAUGGAGGACAUAAAUAGUAGACUUUUCACGCAUACCUUUUUAAAAACAAUGUAAAUAUGUUACCCAUUCAAUUUUUUUUUUUUUUUUUAAGGGUACGCUUUGGAAUUAGAGUGCUUAGAUAAAAAUCCUGGCUCUGCUGCUAGAUCUGUUUUCUUGGUCACAUUGCUUAAUCUCUGUGUGUCUAGGUGUUCUCGUCUCUAAAAUUAGGAUAAUCAUGCCAAACUCCUAGAAUAGCUGCAGGAGAAUUGCUUGAACCCAGGAGGCGGAGGUUGUAGUGAGCCGAGAUCGUGCCACUGCACUCCAGCCUGGUGACAGAGCGAGACUCCCUCUCAAAAAUAAAUAGAUAGAUAGAUAAUGGAUGGAUGGAUGGACGGGUGGAUAGAUAAAACAGUGCAAAGAACAAUGCCUGGCUUUUGAGCAGGUUGUUGCCUUGGAUGCCCAAAAUAUCGUAGCUGUUUCAUGUGGAGAAGCUCAUACAUUAGCAUUAAAUGACAAAGGCCAGGUGUAUGCUUGGGGUCUCGAUUCAGAUGGACAGCUUGGCCUGUUAGGAUCAGAGGAAUGCAUCAGAGUACCCAGGUAACAAAGAAAUAUUAAAAGCUUGUCAGAUAUCCAGAUUGUACAGGUUGCUUGUGGUUACUAUCAUUCACUUGCACUUUCUAAAGCAAGUGAAGUCUUCUGUUGGGGACAGAAUAAAUAUGGCCAAUUGGGUUUAGGUACUGACUGUAAAAAGCAAACCUCACCACAGCUGAUUAAGUCUUUGCUUGGAAUCCCUUUCAUGCAAGUUGCAGCAGGAGGAGCCCAUAGUUUUGUACUCACCCUUUCUGGAGCUAUCUUUGGAUGGGGACGCAACAAGUUUGGUCAGCUAGGUCUUAAUGAUGAAAAUGAUAGAUAUGUUCCCAAUUUACUAAAGUCACUAAGAUCUCAGAAAAUAGUUUAUAUUUGUUGUGGAGAAGAUCAUACUGCUGCACUAACCAAGGAAGGUGGAGUGUUUACUUUUGGAGCUGGAGGGUAUGGUCAGUUGGGCCAUAAUUCUACCAGUCAUGAAAUAAACCCAAGGAAAGUUUUUGAACUUAUGGGAAGCAUUGUCACUCAGAUUGCUUGUGGACGGCAGCACACUUCUGCUUUUGUUCCUUCAUCAGGACGAAUUUACUCUUUUGGGCUUGGUGGUAAUGGGCAGCUGGGAACCGGUUCAACAAGCAACAGGAAAAGUCCCUUCACAGUGAAAGGAAAUUGGUACCCUUAUAAUGGGCAGCGUCUACCAGAUAUUGAUUCUGAAGAAUAUUUUUGUGUAAAAAGAAUUUUCUCAGGGGGAGAUCAAAGCUUUUCACAUUACUCUGGUCCCCAGAACUGUGGGCCACCAGAUGACUUCAGAUGUCCCGAUCCUACCAAGCAGAUCUGGACAGUGAAUGAAGCUCUAAUUCAGAAAUGGCUGAGCUAUCCUUCUGGAAGGUUUCCUGUGGAGAUAGCCAAUGAGAUAGAUGGAACAUUUUCUUCCUCUGGUUGCCUAAAUGGAAGUUUUUUAGCUGUUAGCAAUGAUGAUCACUAUAGAACAGGUACCAAAUUUUCAGGGGUUGAUAUGAAUGCUGCUAGGCUUUUAUUCCACAAACUUAUACAACCUGAUCAUCCGCAGAUAUCUCAGCAGGUGGCAGCUAGUUUGGAAAAGAAUCUUAUUCCUAAACUGACUAGCUCCUUACCUGAUGUUGAAGCAUUGAGGUUUUAUCUUACUCUACCAGAAUGUCCCCUGAUGAGUGAUUCCAACAAUUUCACAACAAUAGCAAUUCCCUUUGGUACAGCUCUUGUGAACCUAGAAAAGGCACCACUGAAAGUACUUGAAAACUGGUGGUCACUACUUGAGCCUCCACUAUUCCUCAAGAUAGUAGAACUUUUUAAGGAAGUUGUGGUACAUCUUUUGAAACUCUACAAGAUCGGUAUUCCUCCUUCUGAAAGAAGACUUUUCAACAGUUUUCUUCAUACUGCAUUGAAGGUUUUAGAAAUACUACAUAGGGUAAAUGAGAAAACGGGACAGAUUAUACAGUAUGAUAAAUUUUAUAUACAUGAAGUACAAGAAUUGAUAGACAUAAGGAAUGAUUAUAUCAACUGGGUCCAACAGCAGGCCUAUGGAAUGGAUGUCAACCAUGGAUUAACCGAGUUGGCAGAUAUCCCUGUUACAAUCUGCACAUAUCCAUUUGUAUUUGAUGCCCAAGCAAAAACUACUCUGUUACAGACAGAUGCAGUCUUACAGAUGCAGAUGGCUAUUGAUCAGGCCCACAGACAGAACGUCUCCUCUCUUUUUCUCCCAGUGAUUGAAUCUGUGAAUCCCUGCUUAAUUCUAGUGGUGCGUAGAGAAAAUAUUGUAGGAGAUGCAAUGGAAGUCCUUAGGAAAACAAAGAACAUAGAUUACAAAAAGCCACUCAAGGUUAUAUUUGUUGGAGAAGAUGCUGUGGAUGCAGGAGGGGUACGCAAAGAAUUUUUCUUGCUCAUCAUGAGGGAAUUAUUGGAUCCUAAAUAUGGCAUGUUUAGGUAUUAUGAAGAUUCCAGGCUCAUUUGGUUUUCUGAUAAGACAUUUGAAGACAGUGAUUUGUUCCAUUUGAUUGGUGUUAUCUGUGGCUUAGCUAUUUACAAUUUUACUAUUGUGGACCUCCAUUUUCCUUUGGCUUUAUAUAAGAAACUACUGAAAAAGAAGCCAUCCUUGGAUGAUUUAAAAGAACUAAUGCCUGAUGUUGGGAGAAGCAUGCAACAAUUACUGGAUUAUCCAGAAGAUGACAUAGAGGAAACAUUUUGUCUUAAUUUUACGAUCACAGUUGAAAACUUUGGUGCAACAGAAGUGAAAGAGCUGGUUGUAAAUGGUGCAGACACAGCUGUUAACAAACAAAAUCGGCAAGAGUUUGUUGAUGCUUAUGUGGAUUACAUAUUCAAUAAAUCAGUGGCUUCCUUAUUUGAUGCUUUUCAUGCGGGCUUUCACAAGGUCUGUGGAGGAAAAGUUCUACUGCUCUUUCAGCCUAAUGAACUACAAGCAAUGGUCAUUGGAAAUACAAACUAUGAUUGGAAGGAAUUAGAAAAGAAUACAGAAUACAAAGGGGAAUACUGGGCAGAACAUCCUACAAUAAAAAUGUUUUGGGAAGUAUUUCACGAAUUACCACUGGAAAAGAAGAAACAGUUUCUGUUAUUUUUGACAGGUAGUGAUCGCAUUCCUAUUCUUGGUAUGAAGAGUCUGAAACUAGUCAUCCAGCCAACAGGAGGUGGUGAGGAAUAUCUCCCAGUUUCCCAUACUUGUUUUAAUCUUCUGGAUCUUCCAAAAUAUAAAGAAAAAGAAACUCUACGCUCUAAACUGAUCCAAGCUAUUGAUCACAAUGAAGGCUUCAGUUUAAUAUAACUUUGGAGUUAUAACUAUUCAGUUUAGUGCAAAAGCAUUAAACUAUUUGUGUUUUUCUUGUGGUGAUGAAUUCAGCAAGGUGACAGAGGUACUAUUAAAAUUUUUACUGCAAAAUGUUCAAUCUGCGAGUGUUCAUGGAAGCCAAAAAAAUUAAAGGAAAAUGAACAAACUGUUAAUAUUAUUGUACAGAACCAUGUCUUUUUUUGACUAUCUUCCAAUAAACAUACAGGUAUUGUGAAUACAUUACAAAGUUUUACUAACAUGAAUUUCAGGAGUUUGCAUAUUUCAGAAAUGAUCUGGUGUGAAUGCAUGGAAAUACUGCUUAAUUUUUCUUCAAUCAUUGAGUGAAAAACCUUUAACUUUGGCCUGCGAUAGUAAUUUGAUUAUUUUUUCAUUUUGUAAAUAAUAUUGUUUUGUAAUAAAAUAGUUAUGUUCUGAUACCA